Molecule: messenger RNA, 448 nt
Organism: Aplosporella prunicola CBS 121167
Lineage: Eukaryota; Fungi; Ascomycota; Dothideomycetes; Botryosphaeriales; Aplosporellaceae
Exons: 1
Coding region: 91-387 (98 amino acids)
Source: RefSeq, a predicted model, not a curated record
CGCGAGGAGAUUAAGGGCGAGAUCGUAAGACGUAAAGACCCAGCAACCUCAUCACGUCGGACCCACUAGGCGGGCGCCGGCAUCGACGACAUGCAGCGCGUAUACCUACCUGCUCUUCUACAACCAGGGCCAGCCCACCGCGCCAAAGCAUACUAUUACCAUAUCCUAGGUACAUUCUCACCCAAUGCCCUCACCUCACUUCACCCCAAGCACCAUAACCCUCCAACCUCCACAACAGCGCCACCACCACGGCUAUGUCACAGAGUGAGUAAACCGCGCCCGGCAAACGCCAGCUUCCCAGUCUCCAGCAGCCAUCAGGCAGCAGCCCAUGAGCCAAACCCAACGCCCCGCACCGCAGGGCCGCCAUCACAGUCCCAAACCGCCUAGCGGCCGGCGCGGCAACGCAGCAACGCAGCCAUACGGCAGGCUCCCGCCCGCCCGCCCGCCC